Molecule: messenger RNA, 426 nt
Organism: Brugia pahangi
Lineage: Eukaryota; Metazoa; Nematoda; Chromadorea; Rhabditida; Onchocercidae
Source: the annotation of a GenBank genome assembly
AUGGUGAUAUCACCAAGCCAGACAAUAUCACCUUUUUUGAAGAUGUCAGUUCAUAUUUGGUCAUUUUAUUUUGAAAUAACUCAAAUUGUGAAACGCGAUACCAAUAAUGUUGGUGUGGAUUUAGUUAUGGCAGUGGCUUUUGUGUCGAUCAACAAGAAAAUAUUCAGAUAUAUUGUUUGUGAUAAUCUUUUGGCAUGUUACGUCUCAGAAAUGAAAAAAUAUAUGAUUAAAAUUAAUACUGAAUUGGAUUUGUUCUGGGAAACUAAAGUACGAGAUGUAAUAGAAGUUGUUUCUGAAAAUAUGAUCUAUUCGGAUAAAAUUUUUAUGGCAUAUAUAUUGGAAUAUAAUGAAAGGAUGAUAAAAAGACAGAUAAGUUAUCUGAAUAAAUAUCGAAUUUUUGCUCAGAAUAUUGGUCAGCUUGAUUGA